Messenger RNA from Cucurbita pepo subsp. pepo (vegetable marrow), 678 nucleotides. RefSeq lists its product as uncharacterized. NCBI's taxonomy places the organism in Eukaryota, Viridiplantae, Streptophyta, Magnoliopsida, Cucurbitales, Cucurbitaceae. Gene Ontology annotation, molecular function: ubiquitin protein ligase activity. The record is from RefSeq and is a predicted model, not a curated record. Gene Ontology annotation, biological process: ubiquitin-dependent protein catabolic process.
AUGUCUUCCGCAACUUCUUCACCGAUUCAGCACGAUCUUCACAGCGAUGGCGACGAGCAAUCGCCUCCUACUCUGGAAGUUCAAAUGCGUUCUUACAUCCGUCUGAUUUCCGGCGAUUUAAACCAAAUCGUCCUCGAAACUGCUCCGAUUCCUCUGCGGAACAGUCUGUUUCCUCUGCCUCCGAACGCGCGGAAUAUCGAUCCAGUGUUCUUACAGAUCUACAUUGCGGAUAUACUUUUAUCGCUCAACGUCGGCGCCGUCGCUUCCGAAAUCAUCUCUGCACAGAUCGCGUCGUUCACUCUCCAACUGGCGGAAGAACACAAUGAUACGAAUGUUCACGUCGUCGCCGUGGUGGAUAACGUCAUGGAGUCCAGGUUUUGGAGGUUGCAAGCGGUGCCGGUGGAGCAGGGAGGGAGUGCGGCGGUGGAGAGGAGGGAGGUUGUGGAGGAAGUAGCGGCGGCGAAUGGGAGGUAUAGAAUGGAGAAAGUGGAGGCGGAGGAGGAGGAAGAAGAUUUGGGAAAUUGCAGUAUCUGUUUGGAUGAGAUGAAGUGCGAAGGGAGCGAGGUGAUAAGAACUCCGUGCGGACAUGUGUAUCACGAAUCAUGCAUCUUCAGGUGGCUUGAUAAUUCCGAUUCUUGCCCCUUGUGUCGAACCAAAUUCCCAUUGAUGGAGGAUUGA